Colletotrichum abscissum is the source of this 372-nucleotide messenger RNA. Its product is annotated as transcription elongation factor spt-4. Gene Ontology annotation, cellular component: DSIF complex; nucleus. Bases 1 to 372 code for a protein of 123 amino acids. Gene Ontology annotation, molecular function: zinc ion binding; RNA polymerase II complex binding. Gene Ontology annotation, biological process: transcription elongation-coupled chromatin remodeling; regulation of transcription elongation by RNA polymerase II. The record is from RefSeq and is a predicted model, not a curated record. Lineage: Eukaryota; Fungi; Ascomycota; Sordariomycetes; Glomerellales; Glomerellaceae. The transcript has 3 exons.
AUGUCGGCUGAUAACUUCGUCGCGCCCGGUCAGCAGCGCUACCUCCGCGCCUGCAUGGUCUGCUCAAUCGUCAUGACCUACUCUCGCUUCCGCGACGAAGGCUGCCCCAACUGCGAAGACUUCCUCCACAUGGCCGGCUCCCAGGACCAGAUCGAGAGCUGCACGUCCCAGGUCUUCGAGGGCCUCAUUACCCUCUCAAACCCGAAGCGCUCCUGGGUGGCAAAGUGGCAGCGCCUGGACAACUACGUGAGGGGCGUCUACGCGAUCAAGGUCUCGGGCCAGCUGCCCGACGAGAUUCGCAACACGCUCGAGGAGGAGUACAGGAUACACUAUAUUCCGCGCGACGGAACGGAGACGGAGGUUGAUGCUUGA